AUGUCUGCCUUGCAGCAAAUCCAGGGCAAUACUGCCAUGUCGCGUUUUGUGAGGCCUAAGCUCACCAUCGACACUCGAGUGCAUAGCAAACCCAACGUCGACCCGCUUUCCACCCAGAGUGCACCCGCCUACCCACGUCAAGAGAGGGGCGUCCCACCAAUGCAUCAAGCCGUUGACCGAUAUUGCACAAAAGUUGCUGAAAUGAUGAAUUCACCCACUUGGCGCAGUCAGCGUCCCGGACCUAACGUUGUUGACGACAGUACUCCUUCCGAGCCGCUGGGUCCGCACGAUGCAUACACUCCGAAUUCAUUGGGGUCCUGUGUCGAAGAUGAUGGAGAGUGCCACUCAAUCAGAGAGCACGGGGAUGUCAACGGGACCUUGUCUGAUCUCGCGAGACAACGGACUCUACGUCGACACGCCGACAGCGGUAUUUCUCUCGGUCGGGAUGCAGAAGCUAUGAGCAUCCUCGGCAUCCAUCCAUUCUCAGAGAUACCGAACAGACCUGCCAAUGCCUUCAUCAUCUCGGCUGCUGUGUCCAAUGGAGCUGCUCACUCCCGCGGUACAAUAUAUGGUGAGCUCCAGCCUGUCAUGUUUCCUAGGCAGAGGCCCGACAUCCAAAGCAAGACCGCCGAAGACGAACUGUCCUUCGAUCUAACCUCCGAGGAUGAAUAUCUGGGAAGUCUUGAGACUGGUUUCCAAAGCUCUCGAAGGUCUCUCAGUCACUCGCCCAGCCAACCUGAAAAUGUGGAGAUUCUCAAUGACCAGGAGCUCAUUGAAGGUGAAAAAGCGAAGAAGAAUAAGGAGCGUGAGAUUCACCAGCUUAUGGAGAGGGACGAGGCCAUCAAGUCUGUCAAUUCCCAGCACGCAUCUCCGCGGCGCAAUCGUCGUCCUGACCCUGAGGAUAAGUCACGCUUUCAGGGCUUGCUCGGCAGACUUCGAUACGAUGCUGAGGCAUUGACUGAUGAUCGAGCGGACAUGGUUGCUCUGAACGAUCCAGCCAUAGUUUCCUUUGCACCCAAGAAGAGCGCGCAGUACUCUUCCAACGAGGAGUUUGCACCUCGGCGCCAUAUUGAGGAGAAAUGUCCGCCAAAAGGAAGUCAUCACACUUCAUCCGAUUCGGGUUACGCAUCUCCUACAACACGCUCGAGACCAAGCACCCGCACUCAAUCGAGGAGCAGACCUGGCACAUCAGAUGAGAUUGGCUCCGAGCCCGUUACUAUCCAGCAUGGAGAUGUUGACUCGAAAGACUUCGAACCAGAUCGUCCGUCGAAAUUUUCAACGCUCAAUCCCGCGGCAAAGGUAUUCUCGUCGGCCAAUGACCACAGUGCCUCUCCAAAGAAGCGAGGCGGACUUGCUCCGGCUCCUGUUCCCGAUCAUGCCUUCUUCUCACCGUUGCUUGCCCAGGCACAGUUUGGCACGGGCAUCCAAUCGCAAAACUUUGGUUACAACGCCCUGCCCAACUUCGGCAGCCCUCUGACAAACUUGGCUCUGACACAGCCAGGCUUGCUUCAGCUCUCUUCGGCGUUGAUUCCUCAAAACAGCUCCUUUCCUCAACCUAUCUUGCCACCUCCGCCCGGACUUGGCCUGACUGCGAACCUUCCUCCAGGUAUCCAAAGCCCUGGGACCAUGCCCGGUCUACCACUCCUGCCACCACCAUCUAGAGUGACCCUACCAGGACUAGCACAUUCUCCAGGACUCAUGUCGACGUCUGGGCCGAUUUCUUCCGACUUCACGGGCGCCUUCCACCAGCAGCUGCCAACAAUUCCCUCGUGCAAUAACCCAGCACAUCAAAGCGCUCCCGCGUUCAACGGCACUCCAGGCUUCCCGGCACCCACGAUGCCACAGCUCGCACCUCCUGUGCCCCCUACCUCCAUGUUGAGUCCAAACCACGGAGCACCCGUGCCACCACCAUUGGCACCAGUAGCCCCAGUGGUCAACCCGAUUUUUAGGAAGAAUGUGCCCAAGCCCAAGGUACCGAACACUACUGGUCAGCAGUACUGGGAGUACUGGCACGAGCUACGACGAACGUUUGAGCCUGGAUACGCCCAAAAAUCGAAGCAGAACCAGCAGAAGCGGUACAUGAAGCAGCAGACCCACAAGAAUGGUGGCACGACGGACCAGACCUAG
Diaporthe citri is the source of this 2127-nucleotide messenger RNA. RefSeq lists its product as uncharacterized. The transcript has a single exon. The record is from RefSeq and is a predicted model, not a curated record. Lineage: Eukaryota; Fungi; Ascomycota; Sordariomycetes; Diaporthales; Diaporthaceae. Bases 1 to 2127 code for a protein of 708 amino acids.